Colletotrichum abscissum is the source of this 1719-nucleotide messenger RNA. RefSeq names its product cation efflux family protein. The transcript has 6 exons. Gene Ontology annotation, cellular component: membrane. Gene Ontology annotation, molecular function: monoatomic cation transmembrane transporter activity. The record is from RefSeq and is a predicted model, not a curated record. Bases 1 to 1719 code for a protein of 572 amino acids. Gene Ontology annotation, biological process: monoatomic cation transport; transmembrane transport. NCBI's taxonomy places the organism in Eukaryota, Fungi, Ascomycota, Sordariomycetes, Glomerellales, Glomerellaceae.
AUGAGCUCGCCGCAGGAUCAUCGCUCGAGCAGCCCUCGAGUAGGCUCAUUCAAACGUCCCUCAGUACUCAAUGCCGAUAGCGACCCAUCACUUCUGGCCACCAGAGGCAGCGGCGCCUUGGUAUCGCUCAUCCGGAACCGCUCCAAUGCCACUCUGCGAGAGUCGCUCAAGAGCCCGGCCUACCACCAGCUAGGUCACGACGAAGAGGAACAUGAGAGCACCUCUCUGCUUGGCUUCCUGCACAGGGACUCGGACGAUGACCACCACCACCGCUCCGCCGCCGAGGAGCGCCGUCUAAGCGAACUCAUUUUCGGCCCUCAGAUGAGGAGCAUGCGCCUUAUCGGCAACAGCAACCCGCGCUAUCAAUGGGAGCGCUACUGGAAGACGGAGGCUGAGCUUGAGGUUAUGCCAAAGCAUAUCCGCGAAUAUUACGAGAGAAACAACGAUUUGAUUCGCAUGUACCUCUACAUCGACCAGCUCUUGGAUUCAUCCGUGCCCCACGAUCUGCUCAACGAGUAUCACCAAGCUCUAGACGCCUCGGCCUACCGCCCAGUCGAUGUCCCCCAGACCAUUACCGAGGAGUCGCCAACUCCCACCUCACCACCGUCCAGAAGCGGACUCACUUACGGCAGCACUGCUGCUUCAGCCCAAAACAGCAGCACGGAGCAGAGUAGUUCGGCAAACAGCAUACAGCAAAAGGCGAAACGCAAACCCAAGGACAUUUUUCGGUCCACCGAGGCGACCCCACUUCUCAGUGGCUCUGAUGAGGAGGAAGGUUUAGCCGAUCAGCCCAAGCCCGAGAUCCCAUGGCUCGAAGACUCCGACCUCGACAGCAGCGACCCCAUCGUCACUUUGGCCAUUUGGGUCAAUUUUAUCGCAAACGCAGCUUUGCUAAUCGGAAAGAUUCUUGUCGUCGUUUCGGUACCUUCAGUCUCAGUCCUGGCCAGUUUGGUCGACGCGGUUCUCGACUUUCUCAGCACCGCAAUUGUGUGGACGACAACUAGGCUCAUUGCCGCCAGCCAAAAUGACCAGCAUUCAUAUCCUGUGGGCAGACAGCGUCUCGAGCCUCUUGGCGUGCUGGUUUUCUCCAUCGUAAUGGUUACAUCCUUCUGCCAGGUCGCUCUGGAAGCUAUCCAGCGUCUCAUGUCGCCCGACCACGAAAUCGUUCAGCUCGGCAUCCCGGCCAUCUCCAUUAUGGUUGGUACCGUGGUGAUCAAGGGCUUGUGCUGGCUCUGGUGUCGUCUCAUCAAGAAUUCGAGCGUUCGGGCGUUGGCCGACGACGCCAUGACCGAUGUCAUUUUCAACACUGGCUCCAUUCUGUUCCCCAUUGUUGGCUACUUUGCCAAAAUUUGGUGGCUCGAUGCCCUCGGUGGUCUUCUGCUGUCUCUCGUCGUCAUCGUCAACUGGAGCGGAACCUCGAUGCAUCAUGUCCGAAACCUGACGGGCUUUUCGGCGACUUCGGAUGAGAGAAACCUCCUCCUUUACCUUACCAUGCGCUUCGCCACGUCCAUCAAACAGAUCCAGAAUCUGCGGGCUUACCACGCGGGCGACAAGCUCUUCGUUGAGGUCGACAUUGUUCUCAAUGCCAACAUGCCUCUGAAGGAUAGCCACGAUCUCAGUGAAGUUCUGACGUAUUUCCUCGAGUCGGUGCCCAUCGUCGACCGCGCUUUUGUGCAUGUCGACUACGCAACGUACAACGUUGACACGCACAUCACUUAA